AUGAGCAGUGGCGAUAAUGUUGUUUCCUCAGAAGAAAAAACUCCUGAACAAAUCGAAGAGGAGAAGCUACGAGCGAAGUACCCUAAUUUAGUAACGAAGGGCCCAUCAAUUCUUCAAAAACGUCUCAAUCGCAACGUGAAGUAUUUUGAUUCCGGAGAUUACAAUAUGGCGAAAGCCCGUUGCAACAAUCCUCAAAAAUCUGGUGCAUUAACAGCCAAUCCACUCACAUCCUCUGCCUCCCCUGUUCUUCCCGUUGAAGUCAUGGCCGCCCAGCAAACCGGUGAUACGAUUCCCACUCCUGAGAAUGUUCCCGCAGUGCGGAAAAAAGCUGCGGAAUUGCAGCAAGAGCUCCAAAACCAAACGCACUUGAGCGCUCCAGGUGCUGUCAAUGCCACAGGCCACCCUAACAUGCCGCUCCCUGGCUCACCUACUAAGCCAGCCGCAGAGCCCUUUUCUACCGCCACUGCACCGGACCACUGA
Molecule: messenger RNA, 480 nt
Organism: Mesocestoides corti
Lineage: Eukaryota; Metazoa; Platyhelminthes; Cestoda; Cyclophyllidea; Mesocestoididae
Source: the annotation of a GenBank genome assembly